UUCAUUGUGUGAAUUCAAAUUAAGAAAUUUGUCAGCCAAAAUGUUCAAAUUGAUUUUCGUAACAGCUUUAAUUGCCCUGGCUCAGGCCUAUCCUGGUUUGCUUACAGAGGAGUUGGUCUUGGGUACGGUGGGACAUAAUAUCCAUGCCGUUCCAUCGGCUUAUAGCAGCCAUAGUCAAACAGUUGUCCACGGCAGGACAAAUGUUGUCAGCGACCUUGCAGCCCCUGCCGUGCCUGUGGAGACCACUAUUUCUGCUGUCAGUGUCAACUCAGUUAGCGAAAAUGUGGCUGGCCACCCUGUGGUGGACGUACCUUCCGAGGCAGAGGUAAAAGCAAAUAGUAAUUUUGAAUCCACCGAAUCUGCUUCGGCUCCCCAAGAACCUCUAACUAAAACUGCUGAAGUCAAGUCCGUGGAAAAUGCUGUGGAAACCUCAACCCCCAAAGCCGAGCAAGAAAAUUCAGAAGCUGCCAAUGUAAAGUCUUCGGAAAAUGGUGAUGAUACUGCCUCGGUAGUAAGUGCCGAAUCUGCUAAUGCCAGUGCCCCAACUGCAGCUGAAGUUCCAGUGGCAAGCCUUCCCUCCGCUGUCGUAGCACCCACUGUUGUCAGUUCACCAGUUUUCACUCCAGCCGCUGUUGUUGCUGUACCACCCUCAGAAAUAUCCUUUCAUGGAACUCCUUUGCUGAAGAGCUUGGCUGCCGCUUCCACCACCCUACAUGCAUAUGUAGAGACACCAAUUGCUGUGGUCCAUUAG
Musca domestica (house fly) is the source of this 751-nucleotide messenger RNA. RefSeq lists its product as uncharacterized. The transcript is spliced from 2 exons. The coding region runs from base 41 to 751 and encodes 236 amino acids. NCBI's taxonomy places the organism in Eukaryota, Metazoa, Arthropoda, Insecta, Diptera, Muscidae. The record is from RefSeq and is a predicted model, not a curated record.